Molecule: messenger RNA, 3795 nt
Organism: Spinacia oleracea (spinach)
Lineage: Eukaryota; Viridiplantae; Streptophyta; Magnoliopsida; Caryophyllales; Amaranthaceae
Product: glutamate synthase [NADH], amyloplastic
Exons: 6
Coding region: 1432-3528 (698 amino acids)
Molecular function (GO): glutamate synthase activity
Source: RefSeq, a predicted model, not a curated record
UUACAACAACAAAAACAACAAUUCUUUGCUCCAGCAAAAAUUAAGAAAGGGCGAGAGAGGAAGCAAUAAAGAAGAAGAGAACUGGCGACCUAAAAAGAUGAUCGGCGACGGCAUUCGAAGGUAUUAUGAUAAUAUGAUCAGUGACAGAGAGUACUUAUCCUUCACCGGCAAUCUCUGUCACUACUCAUGUGAUCAUGGACCUCCAAUUUUAACUCAUUUAAAAUUUAGGGUUUUCUCCGAAUUUGGGCCUUUUUAUUUUGGGUCUGAAUUGAAGUAAUUCAAUGCAAUUAAUUGGGGGAUUCAAGUCGAAUUAUGACUCUUAUGCCCGGUAAGAUGUUAAUGUCAAAAAAUAUUUUUUAAAUUUUAGUUUUUUACUUUGAUUCUUGGGCAUGAACGAGUAAAAUAUUGAAUCGUUAGAAUCGGGUUUGGAAUCGCGAUCCUACAACGAUCCUAACCCAAUUGCGACUUCGACCACGAUCCGGAUCGUUUUGACAAUUCUGGAUCGCGAUUAACAGUGGUAAUCACACACCCUUUUUAUCUUCCCAGAAUUUCACCAUCAAAAUCCCCUAAAUGACUUUUGUAAAUUUCUUCCCACCUUCAAAUUCAAUUCAUUUUUCCAGAAAAAUAUCAAGCCCUCUAAAUUUCCCAAUUAAUCAUUUUUCCAGAAAAAUUCCAAACCCUCUAAAUUUCCCAAUUAAAUCAAUCAAUCUUUCUGGAAUUUUUUUUUUUUUGAUGGUGAAAGAGUGGGGAUUUGUUAUAUGUGAAAAUAUAUAGAGAGGGGUGGCAACAGUCAUGGAGGAGAUAGAGAGAGAAAGAGGUUGAAUAUGGAACGUAUAGGGAGAAGAUGAGAAUGAGAAGUACUGAUAAAUUAGAUUGGACUAUUGAUUUUGUGAUUAAUAUAUUUCGUGGAAAUGAAAAAAAUUCCUUGGGCUUUUUUCACUUAAUUUGGGCUCUAAAAAUCCCGCUAUUGCAAGCUAAAUGGCGCCAUUUCACCAAAAAGUUCCCCCCAUCUUUCCUUAGCUUUCCCCCCAAAAUGAAAUAUUUACUGAUGUGUUGGCACCAUUCAAGAAACAGGGUAAGCUGACUGGAUUUACCCCCAGGGUAAGUGUAUCAACUCCCUGAGAAAAAGGAAGGAUCAGUAAACAAGUAGAUGGGUUACUUUUACUACGCAAUUAAUGAUUGAGGAAGAUGACUACAAUUAAUAUUCUUUAAUCUGUUCAAUUGUUUAAGGGAUUUAAUUUUUCAGGUUUUGGCUGUUGGUUUUCUAGAGAGCGAGAGCGAGAGCGAGAGCGAGUGAGGGUACUACCGUACUAGGGACUAGGGACUAGGGAGAGAACCUCUCAUCUUCUUACAAAAAUUCAGUUGUUGGGUGAAAGAACCUCUCGUCUUCGGUCUUCCCAUAUCGCAAGUCACUUUACAUCACUUGCAUAAAUGAAUUUUAGUACGUUGGAAAGUAAUGUAGUUCGUAUUAUAACACGAAUAAAUUGUAAAAAAACAGGAAAAGUAAACCAAUAUUGUAGUACAGGAACUAUUUUCUACGAUGAUGGUGUUCACGCGUUAGUUUUAACAUGUGGACACAAUGUAAAGGAUAAUUUUGUCAAGACUAGAACCGUUAAAUUUCUGGUCUGUGUGGAUGGGAGUUGGGAAAAGGCAAAAUUGAUUACAACAAAAAAGGAUGCGGAGAAAGAAAUAGGCAUUCUCACUUAUAAAUCCAAUCCCCUGAAUAUCAAAGAAAAACUUGAAUUUGCAGAGAAUUGUGUGGCACGUCAAAAGCUCCAUUUGAUAUCACAUCCUAAUGGGUACGAAAGGAAAACUCGUGCAGAAGGCCGAGUUCAUUCUAUACAACUCCCUAGUGAAAAGUAUGAUGUGAAAAAUCUUAUUGAAUGUGAUGUCAAGGUGGGACCCGGUUCUUCUGGGGGCGCCUUAGUGGAUGACAAUAGUAGAAUUGUGGGUAUUAUUUUUUCCGCAAACUUCAUUCCCUGUUUUGACGAGGAUCUUGAUAAGGAGUCAACCAGAUACAAAGCAUCACAUGGACUACGACUUGGGAUUCCCGUUCAACAAGUAUUUAAAGUUAUCUCGGAUUUGUAUGUAAGUGUAUUUCAAUUUGAGUAUUUUCAAGUCGUCAAUGCAUCAAAUGUGGAGGAUGUUCUCAAAAACAUUUUGAGAGAUAUUUUUAGUGAUUAUCCUCCUGAAGAUGAUCAGUCUGAAGAUGAACAAUCCGAAGAUGAACAAUCUGAAGAUGAACAAUCUCAUAAACUAUGUGUCGAAAGCAUUUUGGAAGAUUCAGAUGACACAUCCAUCGUAUUGUUAUGGUGUCGUGUUCCAACAACCAACAUCAACGAUGAGGGUGCUAAGGUUGGUGAAGGAGAAGAGCUCCCUGGUCAUAAGGUAAUGGGAGAUGAUGCUGUAACCAGUCACUCCACAUAUGGUAUUAGGCUUUUAUGUCCUGGUCCCUAUCAAGGCAUUUAUUCAAUUGAGGAGCUUGUGCAACUAAGUCAUAAGCACCCCAAUCCAUCAGCCAUAGUCAGUGUUAAACUUGUGUCUGAAGCUCGUGUCAGAGUGGUUGGUGCUGGGGUUGUCAAGAGGCAUGUUUUGAUUCCUGAACAUGAAGGUGGUACUGGAGCUUCUCGAUGGACAGACACACAGAAUGAUGGGUUUCCUUGGGAGAUUGGCCCUGCUCAAACUCUGGUUGCUAAGUAUUUUCAAGGUCACUCAGUUCUUCAAACAGACUGUCAACUGAAAACAGGAAGGGUAGAUUUUUGUUUCAGCAUUGUUUCCCUCAUCACACUCGGAUGCAUAAUGAUGAGAAAGUGCCAUAAGAACACCCGUUCUGUGGGCAUUGUUACAAUGGAUCCUGUUCUCUGGGCAAAGUUUGCUGGUGAGCCUGUCCAUGUAAUCAACUUCUUCUUCAUGCUAGCAGAGGAGUUCAAAGAGAUUAUGUUUCAACUAGGAUUCAGGAAGCUUGAUGACAUGGUUGGGCGUUCAGUUAUGCUUCAAGUUAAUGAAGAAAUGAUGAACCGCAAUGAGAAGCUCAAGAACAUUGAUCUCUCUCUUUUGCAGGAAAAGGAGUUAGUAGAUGUGUUCAAGUGUCCUUCCUGGGUUCCUGAUGUGCAAGAACAUCCUGGUUUUGUUGCAUAUGAGUGUGAAGUGAUUCAGUGUGAUAAUGGGAAUGAAAGAAUGAAAGACUUUACGGAGGUUAUUCAAUCUGCUCGGUGCAUGGAUUGUGGUACUACAAAACCAAGAGAUCUUCUUAUUGAAGGGGGGGACUUGUCCGGAAUUCAUUUUUCCAUGGCAUUCUUACAUGCAAAUACUAAGAGCUUGCUUGACAGUAAUAUACAAGAUGGUCAAUAUAUCUCUGCCAAUUGCAUUUGUACAUCUAUUCGACCCUUGGCCACAGGAGAACCCAAGAAUGAGGCCGGCUUUGAAGGACAACUGGACAAAUGUGAUGCUUCAGCAGCCACAAAGCACAAAGUGAUUGAUUAUGCAUGCUUGAGUCACAAAAGAGCAGUGGUCCUCUUCCUUAAUUAGUUAAUUAGUUAGGGUCUGAUGAUAAACAUUAUUCUAACUUAGUUGAUUUUCUUUAGUAGUAUUCGGCUUUUAGUAGAUUGUCUUAGAAACACUAAACAAGCUUGAUGCCUUGAUAAGGCGUUUAACUUUCCACGAUAGUUAGGACAAUAUGUUAUAGUGCUGGCUUGUCAUGCAUUUGGGAGGCUGUUGAAGCACAAUAUGUUAUAUUGCUGGCUUGGCCUACUUUGUUGGAUUAUAUCUUCUUAUUUGUUGUUUUACGGGGCUGAA